AUGGAUUCAGCAGCGAUUCCACUAAGCACCUCCUCGCUCUUCCCUGCCAACAACAGCCCCAGCGCCUUGCACAGGGAGCGUGUGACGCUGCGCUUCACGGACGGCGCAUCGGCUACCGGUGACAUGCUCAUCGGGGCCGAUGGCAUGCACAGCGUCGUGCGGAAGAUCCUGUUGGGGCGCUUGGGACUUCCGGACCCACUGAGAAUCCUGCACGUUGAUACCUCGCACGCCCAGCUGGAAGUGUCUGACGAAACGUUUGAGCGGCAACUGCCACUCAGUCAUGGUGUCUGGCUCGUGGCCACGCCUUCCGAUACCUCCGAUCCAGGGGUAACUCUGUUCACGGGUCUCGGCCAAGUCAAUCCAGAUUGCCGCAGCGGGAUUUAUUUCUGGUACCUAUCGAGUGACAGACCCGACUUUAAGCUUCCUGAUAGGAAGGCCACCAAUAUCUCCAAGAAAGAAUUGCUGGAGAUGUCACGUAAAGUGGCGCAGAGAUUGCAGCCUCAGUUCCGCAAGAUUGUGGAGCUCACGUCGCCAGAGGGGAUUGCUUGGCCUCCAUACGUAACCAGCGCUGUAGAGAUGGACAAGUCUAGUCUGCAACCAGGCAGAGUCACGCUUCUUGGUGAUGCUGCGCAUGGGAUGCCGCCAUACCGUGGUGAAGGCGGUGUUCAGGCGAUGAGGGAUGGGCUGAAAUUAGCGCAGAUUCGUGAUACCAGGGCGACUGGAGCGGCCUUGGAAGAUCUCAUGGGUGCUUAUCGCGAUGAAAUGCUGGAGCGAGCGGUCCGAGCAUCGAUAGCAGCAGGAACGGCUACCAAUGAAGGUCGUGUCAUGGAUUUGGGGCCAUCUGGCAGAGAUGAUUCCACCAAAGAAGAUUUCCCUCGCAGACAUUCCUUUGAAAAUGGAGAAUUUCCGGAAGAACAUUGCUCGAGAGCUUACCGCGAUGCUGCCUCCAUCGGCUCAGACGACGAACGGAAGUGGGUCAGCAAGGUGUUCGAAGGUAUUGAGGCCGAGGAAAAGCGCCGACAGGGCCUUUCACCUGCAGAAAGGCGACAAGAAGAUAUUCAAGUUUCAGCGAAAGCACUCGAGAGACUCGUAAAAGAGGAUGUUGGGCCAUACUCAUCGCGUCCCUAUGCCGUCUUCCUGCUUCAGGUGGCGCCGCAAUCCCGCAGCGGAGCAAAAUGCCAGCUUCCUCACUGUGAAACGAGGAUCUUGCCUGGUGACUAUCGCAUUAAACUGGAUGGGGGUCAUUGGAGCGAAUACCCCUCAGGCUCCUAUCACGUAGACUGCUUUGAAGAAAUCUUGAACUUAUCGUCUCGAUCAUACGCCUCACGAUUUAUACCUGACAUGCAAUACUUUCCCGGGCGUAUGGAAGUAUGCAUCUUGCAAGAAUACGUAAGAAGAUGGAUGAUCCGACUCGGUGUCCAGGAACAUCCAUUCCCGGAGCAAUCGUGGGGUACAUUUGCCAAAGAGAUAAAAUCCGAGAGAUAUUUUGUCUCCGAGACCGACCCGGAGUAUGAUGAACGCCAUUCCCUGAGCACCGCGCUUCGAAACUGGCUACAAAGAUUAUCCGAAGCAGAGGAGAAUGAAUAA
This is a messenger RNA of Penicillium mononematosum, 1587 nucleotides long. Its product is annotated as FAD-dependent oxidoreductase. Bases 1 to 1587 code for a protein of 528 amino acids. The record is from RefSeq and is a predicted model, not a curated record. Gene Ontology annotation, molecular function: FAD binding. The transcript has 7 exons. Lineage: Eukaryota; Fungi; Ascomycota; Eurotiomycetes; Eurotiales; Aspergillaceae.